CACAUCCGCUCUCUCUCUCUCUCUCUCUCUCUCCCUCUCGCGCCAACCUCACCUCCAUCUGCCCGUCCGUCCGUCCAUUCUCUGGCACUGUAGUCUUCUGCGACACACUCACACACCACACUCACACCCACAUAUACACCGCAUACACCACUACAUCCCCACCCACGACAAGGAUCGACUGGAAGCGCUGUGCGCCGAGCCCCGCAGUGUCAGAGUAUCUAUGAAUCGGUAGCCGAACCCGCGGCAGCGAUAAGUGCGUGCUCAGCAUCUCAACUCUCGACUCCAACCCACCAUGCCCGGAAAGCGGCCACUGGCGCAACGAUGCUUUACCUACUUCAUUGCCGCUGCCUUGAUCUACAUCCUAUUCUGCUUGCUCGGCGUCCAGAUUGACAAGACCACCGAUGAGCUCGAGUUGAUCGAGAGUGCAGCAUGGGUGCAGACGAGCAAGAGUUGGAUUGAUCGGCAGGCAUGUCGCUGGAUAGGCCUCUGCGGUGCCAUACACCUGCUGAAGACGAGCGCAUGGACCUCGGCGAACGUCGAAGACUACCUUCUUCCCGCUUCCCUCGACGACGAAAACACUGCACCGUGGUGGACCUCCGCUGACGUCGAUACAAGUGAGUGGUCCAAGGAGGAACGAGCCCGCCGCGAGAUCCCUCAAUAUGUGUUGGACCAUGCACCAUAUGUGCACCUCUUUUCGGGCGAGCAGUUUUGGCCGUGCGACAUUGGCGAACACCUGACGCACACCUCACCUUUCUUAAACUAUACGAAAAUCCUGGAUUUGCAGGAAGAACCUCGCAACCUCACGAAUCUUCACGAGCUCAACGACUAUAAAGACGGAGAACAUAGCAGGUUUAUGUACCUACAUAGUGACGACAACCCUGAAGAACGGCCCGACUGGCUGGUCGGUGGGAAAAACAUCCCCAAGAUGCCCGAGUCGUGGGAUGAUGUCGAUGAUGCCGAUGACGAGUGGGAUGCUCCACCUCCAGAUCUUGACGAUCUCAAGGAAUAUGACCUGGAGUCAUUAAAGCAACAGGCGCUGGACGACGCCUUUACGAAGCAAUCUUCUUCGACCACAGAAUCCGCGCAAAAUUUGCCCUUUAAACUCUCGCCCAGUCCCGACGGGCGAUGCGGCGGAAGCAGCGGCUUCACUUGCAAAGGCAGCAAGGCUGGCCGCUGCUGCUCCAUCUAUGGUUGGUGCGGAAAUUCCGAGGAAUACUGCGGAGACCCCUGCGACCCUCUGGCCGGAACAUGUUACGAUCCGUAUAAUCCGCCGAGAGGCCCGCAUCCGGACUUGCGCCGACGCACCACCCUCGACCUGAACGGCGAUAAGCACAAGCCGCAACAAGGUGGCAAGAGCUCAGCGCCCGCCAUCCUGAUUGUGGUACCCAAGGAGAACGGCAUCGUCGAUGCCUUUUGGUUCUUCUUCUACUCGUUCAAUCUGGGUCAGACGGUGCUGAAUAUCCGUUUCGGAAAUCAUGUCGGCGACUGGGAGCACACGUGCGUACGCUUCAGAAACGGCAAGCCGACUGAAGUCUUUUUAUCGGAGCAUAACUUUGGCCAAGCAUUCACGUGGAAGGCCAUGGAAAAGUACAUUCCCAGCCACGAUGGCUCUGGCACCAUGAUUGGCAGCUGGAGCAACGAGACUGCUGGCCGCAUGGCCAAGAGACCGGUCGUCUAUAGUGCCAUUGGCUCUCAUGCCAUGUAUGGAACACCGGGACUUCACCCUUAUAUCAUUCCUUUUGGUCUAUUACAUGACGAGACCGACCGCGGGCCGCUUUGGGAUCCUGCCCAGAACUUUCAGGCAUACACGUACGAUCCCGUGAACCGCACGAUGCGCGCCUCCAACUUGAAUCCCCAGUCACCCGUGGGUUGGCUGAGCUACGCCGGACAUUGGGGGGAUAAGUACUAUCCCUUAUCGGACCCACGCCAAUACCGCUUCGCGGGUCAGUAUCACUAUGUCAAUGGUCCAACAGGACCCCGAUUCAAGAAUCUGGGCCGCAGUAAAGUCUGCCAACGCCACGGCAGCUGCGAAGUACGGCAUUGGCUCGGAGGGAGCAAGAUGGCCAUUGGAAACCCUCCCGAAGAAGGCACCGAGGAUGGUACCAUACCAGGUGGCAACCAAACGGAAGAUUCCUCCGAACCUUCGUACAGCGAGGCGGUAUAUGGCGAAGGCAAAGAGGAGUACUCAUUAUGGACGAAAUAGAUGGGAAUGAGGGGAAUGAGUGGUUGGUGUGAGGUUUGGUUGGCUAGCGGGACACGCAUCAUGUCUCUCUCUCUUUUUCCUUUUUUUGUUCUUGUUCUUUUUUGUUGAUGGGAUUGCGUUUUAUUUUUUGGUCCUGCAUAAUAACCUGGUCAUGUGCAUGAAUAUGGAGCGACGAUACCCUAUGCUUUCCACGCGGCUGGAACGAGAUGGAGUACUACUACUACUACUGGCGCCACUGAUUAGAUCGAUACAGAUAGUAUGAUAGAUGAAUGGGGUGGGGUGGGGUGGAGAAGGGAAAGAGAAGGCCAUGAUGGCUCGAGUGGGCUACAUGUGCAGCUCUUUUGUAGAUAACGAAUUGAUGGGUUCCAUGACGGAAACUUG
This is a messenger RNA of Sphaerulina musiva SO2202, 2584 nucleotides long. RefSeq names its product carbohydrate-binding module family 18 protein. The record is from RefSeq and is a predicted model, not a curated record. The transcript has a single exon. NCBI's taxonomy places the organism in Eukaryota, Fungi, Ascomycota, Dothideomycetes, Mycosphaerellales, Mycosphaerellaceae. Bases 293 to 2203 code for a protein of 636 amino acids. Gene Ontology annotation, molecular function: chitin binding.